Molecule: messenger RNA, 1202 nt
Organism: Cucurbita maxima (winter squash)
Lineage: Eukaryota; Viridiplantae; Streptophyta; Magnoliopsida; Cucurbitales; Cucurbitaceae
Exons: 2
Coding region: 267-920 (217 amino acids)
Source: RefSeq, a predicted model, not a curated record
GCCAACAUUUUACUCUCAGCCACACCAAAAAGCCUGAACCGACCCGCCUCCCCUCCCCCUUUCAUUCUUUAAGCACCUUUUCCCCGCGACUCUCAUUUCCAUUCCCUCUUCUUUCUCCCCUUCCACUCUUCUACACUGCAUUAGCUCAACCUUUUCCCCUCCCCAAUCCCGAUUCUCGCCCCCUAACUUCACUGACAAGGCUCUGGAAUUGCAGGCCUUGUGUGUUCUUCACGGAAUUUUAGCUUGGAAUUCUUGCGAUCAACCUCAUGGCUAUGGCGCCUGAUCGAUCAAAGCCGCUGCACAACUUCUCCUUGCCGUAUCUCAAAUGGGGCUCCCAGAGAUUCCUCAAGUGUAUGAAGCUUUCUUCUAACUCCAACCCCGCUGCUCAUCGCCAAUCGGAAUCCUACCGAGUCCGGGAGAGACCUAUUAAUUCUAAAGGCGCGAACUCCACCAGAUUCUCUUCUCCGAUGAAACCUAGUGAAGGGAACAACGAUCGGAGCAGUUCCAUUGAAAUCAUGCGCGAGAAGAUCAUGCUCGAUAUCAGGGAGGAAUCGAAGAGACUCAAGUUUUCGAUUGCUGAUGAAGGCGGCGAGGGAGAAUCCACUGCGGCUCGCCCGUGGAAUUUGCGGACUCGUAGAGCAGCGUGUAAGGCUCCUCCAGAUGAGAGGACUCCAGAAUUCGGUUCAUCUUCGAUCAAGGCUAUAACGAAGAAGGAGAAGGAGAAGGAGAAGAAUCGGAGUACGUUAUUAGUAUCGCUGUCGAAAGAGGAGCUUGAAGAGGACUUUGCGGUGCUCGUCGGUAAGCUACCGAGGAGGCCAAAGAAGAGGCCUAGAACUGUACAAAAGCAAUUGGAUGGACUUUUUCCUGGGCUGUUACUGACUGAAAUCACUGUAGAUUCAUAUAAAGUUGCUGAAACUUGAAAGGUUCCAUUUGGUUUCUACUUCGGAUAUCAUGAUUCUUGCUGACUGCCAUUUCUGAAUUGGAUAUGCAGGAGAGAUGAAAUCUCCUUGCUGUUUGUGGUAACAUAUUCUCUGUUUCUAUCACAAUAAUGGCUAGAAAAGCAAGAUGUGUGAAUAAUUAGCAAAAUAAAAUUUGAAGUAACUGUAAAUUCUGUGUGGCAAGUUUCUUGAUUGUUCUGUUCAUACUAUAAUCCUUAACCAUCUGGAAUGCAAUGGCAGGCAUAUUGGUUCUUGGGUUCAUAA